AUGUCUAUCCCAUUUCAUUCUUCAUGCUUUUCUAAAGCUCCUAAAUAUGCUCUACAACCUGUUCAUGAAAAUAUUGGAAUUCCUGUAUUCCACAAAACCCCUAAAAUUGUAGAAAUUCCUGAAAUUCGUGAAAUUACAAAAUUUGUAGAGUCUGUAAAGGUAGUCGAUAUACCAAUUGAACAAGUUCGUAUUGUUCCCAAAUUGAAAGUAAGAGAAGUUGAAAAAAUUAGGCAUGUUCCCGGUCCAGUAGAAUAUAUUGACAUACCACAAGAACGUAUAAUACACAAGGUAUACAAAGAGAUAAGAGAAAAAAUUCAUGAAAUACCACAGAUUGAGGAUAUAGAAAUUGAGGUACCCAUAUAUGUUCCUACUCCUAUAGGUCCUCCAAAGAAUAUACAUGUGAAUAUUCCAUUACCUUACAAUGUUCCCAAAUUUUAUUAUACACCUAACAACCGUUAUUCACAUAUAAUACCAUGUGACAUGCCUCCUCAUAGAACACAAAUACCCGAUAUAAACUUUGAGGAAAAAACUUUUAAUGGUUAUUCUGAGGACAAAAAUAUUUGUAUGACACAUGAUGAUAAUAUAAUACAUUCAAAUAGAAGCAUGAAAUAUAAUAAAAAUGAGAAUAAUAUGUUCGAUAAUAAUAACUUUGAUAAUGAUAUAAAUGACAAAAAUAUAUAUGAUAAUAAUAUAUUUGAUAAUACAUCCUAUUAUAACAGUACCAAUGAUAAUAAUAUCUAUGAUGGUAAUACCUAUGGAAAUAAUAUGUAUGAUAAUAUUAGUACAUAUUACGAAGAUCAAGAAAAUAAUAUUCAUUCAAGGGGAAAAGACAAAUAUAUUAAUAAUAAUAAUAAUAAUUAUAAUAAUAAGUAUAUUAACAAUUAUUACAAAAAUACUCCUACUAAAGGUAUAUUAAAAAAUGAAAACAUUUCCACAUCACCUGGGUUACAAGAACAUUAUUAUUAUUCUUAUUCAAAAUGUAAUAGAAAAAAUGAAGGAAGGGCUCACCAUUAUGAUAAAGAUACAUAUGAUGAUAUGAAUACUUGGGAUAAUUAUGCAGAAAAUAUGAAUUAUAUAUAUGAAGAUGAUGAAGAUGAAAAUGAAUAUAAAAAUCGUAAGAAACGUGUAACAGAACUUAUUGUUAAAAGAAAAAAAUAA
This is a messenger RNA of Plasmodium gaboni, 1158 nucleotides long. RefSeq lists its product as hypothetical. The coding region runs from base 1 to 1158 and encodes 385 amino acids. Lineage: Eukaryota; Apicomplexa; Aconoidasida; Haemosporida; Plasmodiidae. The record is from RefSeq and is a predicted model, not a curated record. The transcript has a single exon.